AUGUCCAUGAGGAGCCCCGUUUCUCCCCACCUGGAGCUCGAUGGAGCGGGCAGCAUGGUGAACUGCACCAUCAAGACGGAGGAGAAGAAGGAAGGCAGCUAUGAGUCCCCACCAGGGGCUGCCCCCAGCACCGAACCCCGUCCCAACGACCCGCCGGGACCACCGCCGAGGGAAGGCACCGACCCCCAGGCCCUGCCGCAGGAGUCCCACUCGCCUGCGGGCGACGCGCUGGAGCCCAGGCGCUCUGCCUUUGAGCCAGCUGUCAGCGGCCAGGAGAAGCUGGACUUCAACAGGAAUUUGAAGGAGGUGAUGCCAACCAUUGAGAAGUUACUGUCUAGUGACUGGAAGGAGCGGCUGCUGGGCCGAACAACUGCUGAGUCCAAGGAAGUGAAAGGAACCCAGGAGAGCCUGGCAGAGAAGGAGCUCCAGUUACUUGUCAUGAUCAACCAGCUGUCCACGCUGCGGGACCAGCUCCUGACGGCCCACUCGGAGCAGAAGAACAUGGCCGCGAUGCUCUUCGAGAAGCAGCAGCAGCAGAUGGAGCUGGCGCGGCAGCAGCAAGAGCAGAUCGCCAAGCAGCAGCAGCAGCUCAUCCAGCAGCAGCACAAAAUCAACCUGCUGCAGCAACAGAUCCAGGUGAACAUGCCCUACGUCAUGAUUCCCGCCUUCACCCCCAGCCACCAGCCUCUCCCCGUCACUCCCGACUCCCAGUUAGCGCUGCCCAUCCAGCCCAUCCCCUGCAAACCAGUGGAUUACCCGGUGCAGCUGCUGCACAGCCCCCCUCCGCCCACGCUGAAGAGACCCGCCGGCUCGGGCCACCUCCAGAUGCAGGAGACCUCGCAGCCGCUGAACCUGACAGCCAAACCCAAAGGUUCCGACCUCCCCAGUGCCUCCAGCUCACCCAGUUUGAAGAUGAGCAGCUGCCAGUCCCUCACGCCAAGUCACGGGGCCACCAGGGACCUGCAGACCAGCCCAUCCAACCUGCCUCUGGGGUUCCUGGGCGAAGGCGAUGCCAUCACCAAAGCCAUCCAGGAUGCGCGGCAGCUGCUGCAUGGCCACAGCGGAGCCAUGGAGGGAUCGCUGAGCAACCCCUACCGCAAGGACCACGUCGGGAUUGAUUCUUCCCCGGUGAAGGAGCGGAUGGAGGAGACCCCUGCCCACCGGCUGGACGAGGCUCUGUUGACCUGUGAGAUGGAUGGCUCACGGCACUUCCCCGAGUCCAGGAACAACAACCACAUCAAGCGGCCCAUGAACGCUUUCAUGGUGUGGGCGAAGGACGAGAGGAGGAAGAUUUUGCAGGCCUUCCCGGACAUGCACAACUCCAGCAUCAGCAAGAUCCUGGGGACAGCACAGAGGGAGCAAACCAGGUGCCAGGCCAAGCAGCAGUAG
Haliaeetus leucocephalus (bald eagle) is the source of this 1389-nucleotide messenger RNA. RefSeq names its product SRY (sex determining region Y)-box 13 (gene SOX13). The record is from RefSeq and is a predicted model, not a curated record. NCBI's taxonomy places the organism in Eukaryota, Metazoa, Chordata, Aves, Accipitriformes, Accipitridae. Gene Ontology annotation, molecular function: DNA-binding transcription factor activity, RNA polymerase II-specific; RNA polymerase II cis-regulatory region sequence-specific DNA binding. Gene Ontology annotation, cellular component: nucleus. Gene Ontology annotation, biological process: cell fate commitment; regulation of transcription by RNA polymerase II. The transcript is spliced from 12 exons. The coding region runs from base 1 to 1389 and encodes 462 amino acids.